AUGCUAUACUUGGAAAAGGUCGGAAGAGGUAAUAAGCAUCAAACAAAUGUUACGUUAGAACGGAUAGGAAAAUAUCUUCUAGAUGAUAUUUUUGAAAAGGGGAAAUAUAGGAUGCAAGGAAACUCUAAGGGUAAUGUAGAUAAUGAGAUGGUGAAUGAGCGAGUACAGGGAAACAAGGCUGGCUAG
Molecule: messenger RNA, 186 nt
Organism: Sclerotinia sclerotiorum 1980 UF-70
Lineage: Eukaryota; Fungi; Ascomycota; Leotiomycetes; Helotiales; Sclerotiniaceae
Exons: 3
Coding region: 1-186 (61 amino acids)
Source: RefSeq, a predicted model, not a curated record